GGGCGGUUCAGCAUCAGAGCGUUGUGACGUUGGCUACAAGGGAAACAUGUUCGAAUUCGGAGGAAGUCAGCCAUUCUCAGCGUUUGUACCUAGGGUUUGUUGACAAACACUUUAUGAAAACCUUUCUAAAAACCGAACGGUGACAUCAUGUCCCAGAUACCUAUGGGUAAAGUGUUAUUCAGAAAUCUACUUCGCCACACGGGUGCUCAUAAUAAGAUUCUAGAAGAGUCUGAGAUGUGGAAGCAGAGGGACAUGGAGAAGCAUUCUUCGGAUGACCAGGUUAUGCUCCACGGACGAAAGCCUGCACACAUGUACAGGGGUCACAUGCACUGCGACCGCUUCCUGGAGGAGACCUCCGCCUCGGGGGACAGGGACAGGGAAGACGACCGGGAGGCCCGCUUCCUGACCCGGAAAAUUUACGAGAUUAAGGCCAGCGACCCCAACAGGUGGGGGCACAGCGGGUUUAAGGAGCUCUACCCAGAGGAGUUUGAGUCGGGCGGCGAGAAGGAGGGCAGCGACGGCGAGAACCUGCAGCUCAGGAAGAGGAGGAGGGCCAGCCUGGGGGGCGAGAGACACAAGCACUCCAAGAAGUCCUCCCGCAAGAAGAAGAAGAAAAAGGAGAAGAAGAAGAGGAAGGUGCAGGAGGAAGAGGAGGAGGAAGAGGAAGAGAGCAGGAGGAGCAGCAGCAGCGAGAGGAGCGACGGCGAGAGGCGCAGACGACGGAGGAAAGGCGGCAAGAGCAAACACCAGAGGAAGAAGAAGGAGAGGGAGAGGGAGAGGAGGGAGGAGAGCUGCUCGGGGGACAGCGCCUCAGAGGGGGGCGGGGGCAGGCGGGCGCGGAGGCCCGGGAAACGCCGCAGGAAGGCGGGGUCGGACGGCGAGGGCCGCGCCCCGGACGAGCCGCACAAGAAGAAGAGGAAAGACUGGAAAGCCGCGAACGAGGAGAACUCUGAGGAGAGCUCGGAGGACUGAGAGCCGCGCCCUCGCCCAACACCGUCUGAACGCUCGAGCGGUCGCACAGAAGCACAGCAAGCCGCAAAGCUGGCCAGAAGCCCGCAAUAACGCUGGGGCUCGGGGCCUGCAGGAAUACUGGGGCUCAGUGUCUGCAGGAAUACUGGGGCUCAGUGCCUGCAGGAAUGCUGGAGCUCAGUGCCUGCAGGAAUACUGGGGCUCAGUGUCUGCAGGAAUACUGGGGCUCAGUGUCUGCAGGAAUACUGGAGCUCAGUGUCUGCAGGAAUACUGGGGCUCAGUGUCUGCAGGAAUAGUGGGGCUCAGUGCCUGCUUGAAUACUGGGGCUCAGUGUCUGCAGGAAUACUGGAGCUCAUUGCCUGCAGAAAUACUGGAGCUCAGUGCCUGCAGGAAUACUGGAGCUCAGUGCCUGCAGGAAUACUGGAGCUCAGUGCCUGCAGGAAUACUGGAGCUCAUUGCCUGCAGGAAUACUGGGGCUCAGUGCCUGCAGGAAUACUGGAGCUCAGUGCCUGCAGGUAUACUGGGGCUCAGUGCUUGUUGGUGAUUCUGUGCCAGUGGACUCUUCAUGCUCACUGCUGUCUUCAGUGUCACUGCUGUGUGUCAGAAGGAAGGUUUCCCCUGUUAGAGGUGCCCAGGGGCUCAUUCCAAUCAUGUAAUUUUACCUCCUUGCUCUUCGCUCCUAGCUCCACCCAUCUGAGGAUGCAAGGAAAGGAAGCAAAGAAAGGACGUAAGGACAGAGGAAUCGAGGAAACAUGUAUUAGGCAAAGGGGAACGUCUUUGUCAGAGCAUCUUUUGUCAGUCAAGCGUCAGUUUGAAGCCAUGUCAAUUAGACAUGCCAAAUGGGGAGAGGUAAACGCACAGGUCGAUCAUUUAUGCGUUAAGAGUUCAUAAAAACAAAUACUUCUGCAAAGGAUGCACUGUUUCCUUAGUCAAGCAUCCUUUGGGAGCCUCCUAGCUCCUCACCCUCAGCUCCUUCAAGGAGCAUUUAGCGGGUUAGAAUGCCCUUUCAGAUCGAUUUAUGUCCGAUUUCUUGGGAAGGAGAGAAGGACAGAUAACAUUAUUGAUUGGAAUGAGCCCCAGGACCCACAUAUUCCCCCUUCUCCCCUGUAGAGGCAGACCGAAAGCUGUCUGACCCCUGAAUGGAACCACUGAGUCUCUGUUUUACCGCCUGCCAGCACCGCUAGCUGCAGAUGAGGUCACUCCGAGUCCUUUCCUCUGCAGGUCAGCAUGGUUCCCUGAGCUCUGUGAGCAGUCCUAGGCCGAUGGGGAGAAAAGCCAUAUUCCUCCCUCUGCCUGGGCUGCUUGCUGCUGUGAGUAGUGUUAUGUGUUCCUCCGUUGAUCACGGGUAUGUCUUCAGGUUCGGGGCAAGCGCAAUCAUACUGGGUGGCAGGUUAUCAAAAUUUCACCAGUGCGUCACUAAAACAUCAUCAUACCUCAAGCUAGGUGAUUGUUUUGUAUAUUGGAACGGCCAGCAUCGUUCCCAGCAUUUAUAUAAACUUGACUCUGAUUGAGGCAGUCGGCUCACAGAAAGCACAGAUUAUUUUGGAAUUUGGAUUUAGUUUUUUAUACCGUCCUUUCAUCUCCCUGUCUCAGAGCGUUGUACGGUGAACAGGGUAACUGCCAGAGGCCCUGCUGUCUCAGUCCUUCGCACGAACACCACGCCAAAUGGUCACGGUGUUAUUGUUUUAUAAUGAAAUGUUUCCUUGUGUUUUUGUUGUUGAAUCAACUGAAAGUUGUUAAACUUAUUUUAGCCUGUACCAGCGUAGCAGAAUUCGGUUUUUAGAUCAGUUUCGUGAGAGAGAGACGAUUGGCAAGCAGAUGCCUAUAAUAACCCCCCCCCCAGCCCUAUUUCAGCUCUGCAGUGCAAAGGGGUUGAAGGCGUUGAAUCUUUGAGUCCCCGCCCCUUCAGGCGACCCAGACUGCCACAUUUCUGCCAUUUCUGCAACUGAAACCAGCAGGUACGGUUAGAAUGCAAUGCAAGUUGAGCGGAUGUGGGUUUGCUUAUUUUUAAAGCUCUAUGCUCUAUAGUCGGAAAGGGUAUUGACACUCCUCGAUUGGUGGGUUGCACAACCUUGUUUACACGUCAUUUAUGGGGAAAGCAAACAGGAAAAAAAACAACAACAAAAACGGCAUCAGAUGGGUCAACUUCCUCAAAUGGCACCUCCAGAAUAGGAACGAGGGCCGCACACCAGGGCUUCCCUGCCCCGACGCCACGUAGCGAGCGAAGGACACGGACGCGCUCAGAGAGCUUCCUCCUUCCCGUACGCAAACACGGCGCGGGAGGUCCGCAGACAUCACCAGAAGAGGUCAGAUGUAAGGAUGCUCAAGGAUGAGCAGUAGAUGGAUUCUGGUGCUUGUCGGGCUGCGUCAGGACGGCGCGCACAGCUGCGGUUGGGGGACAGGCUGUAGCGCCGACCGUAGCAGCAGCCUGCGUUUGACUGACUCUCAGCGUGAACGCUCUGAAGAGCUGGACGCCAGUUACUCUGGACUCAGAAACAGCCAUUCACUCACAGUGUGUGAUCACAGGUGGACAAAUGUCUUUUGUUAGAUAUCUAUUUUUUAACUUUUAUAAAUUAUUAACAAUCGUGGUUUUAUUGAACAAUAAAUUUGCUGUCCUGACGCAGAUUCAGGUCAGCAUCUUGCACAUGGA
Messenger RNA from Anguilla rostrata (American eel), 3619 nucleotides. It is a transcript of the gene nkapd1, whose product is annotated as NKAP domain containing 1. The transcript is spliced from 6 exons. The record is from RefSeq and is a predicted model, not a curated record. Bases 148 to 972 code for a protein of 274 amino acids. NCBI's taxonomy places the organism in Eukaryota, Metazoa, Chordata, Actinopteri, Anguilliformes, Anguillidae.